Messenger RNA from Trypanosoma rangeli, 1041 nucleotides. RefSeq names its product 3,2-trans-enoyl-CoA isomerase. The transcript has a single exon. The record is from RefSeq and is a predicted model, not a curated record. Gene Ontology annotation, molecular function: enoyl-CoA hydratase activity. Bases 1 to 1041 code for a protein of 346 amino acids. Gene Ontology annotation, cellular component: mitochondrion. NCBI's taxonomy places the organism in Eukaryota, Euglenozoa, Kinetoplastea, Trypanosomatida, Trypanosomatidae. Gene Ontology annotation, biological process: fatty acid beta-oxidation.
AUGCGCCGCGUCCUCGCUUCAUACCUUUGUGCCCAACGCCCUGCACAGUGUGCCGUGACGGCAGUCGCUGCGCUGGCGCUCAACGCACCUAUGCGGCGUCAGGGCACUCGACAAGGUCCGCCCGCCGGUGUUCCGCCGGAGUUCCGCGCCCCGCCCCAGCACGAGCAUCAACCGUCGGAGGCGCACGCCGUGCCGGAGGAAAACUUUGAGCCACCGCAGAAACCCACAGAACCCCCGAAGACGCUGAAAAUAGACACGAACGCGAAGGGCAUCACCACCGUGCAGCUCGGUCGGCCCCCGGUGAACUCCCUCAGCCUGGAGGUCUUUGAGGAACUCAACAAGUGGAUGCUCUGGCUUGGAAGCGACGGGGGGUGCAACUCCGUCAUCCUCACCUCCGCGAUUCCCACGGUGUUUUCGGCGGGGCUGGACAUCAACGAGAUGUACAAACCCCAGCCCGAGCGUCUUCGUCGCUUCUGGCAGGCGUUUCAGGAGACCUGGCUGAUUCUCAACAGCUUCCCCAAGCCCAUCAUUGCCGCGAUCAACGGCAACUCUCCUGCUGGUGGCUGCAUUUUGUCUCUCGGCGCCGACUUCCGCGUCAUGUCUCGCCACCCUGCAGGGAGGCCUGAUCGCCUCUAUCGUAUUGGAUUGAACGAGACCAAGCUAGGCAUCACGACCCCCGCGUGGGUGAUCCCCGCGUACGCCUACGUCGUGGGCUCCCGCAACGCCGAGCGCAUGCUGCAGCUGGGAGAGACACCGACUGCCGACGAGGCGCUUAAGCUUGGGCUUGUGGAUGCCGUGGUUGAGGAGGAGAAGCUGAGCGAGGCUGCGUCGCGGGAGGCGGAGCGCUUCAUGGCGAUCCCACAGCAGUCGCGGUGGAUGUCGCGCGACAUGAUGCGACGCGAGUUCCUGCAGCACAUUGCUACUGACGAGGACAGGGAGUACGACACGCAGUUUGUGGUGGAGCUCAUGAUGAACCCUGAGGUGCAGAAGGGACUGGGCGCCUACAUGGCUCGUCUAAAGGGGCAGCAGGUGAGGAAGUAA